UGUCUAACAAAUGCUGCCACCAUGAUUUGAUUAGGAAAUAACAUUGCCUUCAUAUUUAAAUAAGCGCUUUUGUGCACCUGACAUCUUCCGCAGGGUAAUUGAUACAAAUACAAACAUCACUUAGUUUCAGAGGUUUGUGUGUGUGUGUGUUGGUGCCUGUGUGUUUUUUUAACCCCUAUGCUCUCCGAUUACCUGCAUGUACCAAGUUGUCUGGGCGGGUCUUUGUGGCUGGAGAAGGUAAAACCUGCUAAAACAAAAAAGCUGAUACACUCAUCGGCUGCACUUAUUGGAUAGCACGUCACCGGAGAACAAAAAGGCUAUUGUGAGAUCCCUUUUACCUGAGCGUUUCUACAUUGCAUUCAAACCAGAAGACUAAUUCCUCCUCAUCUCUUGUGGGACCUUCCACCAUCCUUGUUCCAAACAUGGCGAUGGGCUUCUCCCCAGAGCAGGUGGCGUGUGUUUGUGAGGUUCUUCUCCAGAGUGGAAGCAUGGAUCGCUUGUCCUCAUUCUUAUGCUCUUUACCUUCCAUUUCUUCAUCUAAUGUUUAUCUGGGAAUGGUUCAGAGUCAAGAGAGCGUGCUGAAAGCACGAGCUGCGGUCGCCUUCCACCACUGUCGUUUUGCAGAGCUCUACGCCUUGUUAGAGGGGAACGUGUUCUCUCCACGCAGUCACCCUCUCCUCCAGCAGCUCUGGCUGCGGGCUCACUACAUGGAGGCUGAAUUACAGAGGGGCCGCCCUCUUGGGGCCGUGGGGAAGUACCGCAUCCGCCGCAAGUUCCCUCUACCCCGUACCAUCUGGGAUGGAGAGGAGACCAGCUACUGCUUCAAGGAAAAGUCUCGCAGCGUGUUGAGAGAGUGGUACUGCAGAAAGCCGUACCCCUCGCCACGAGAGAAACGAGAUUUGGCUGCAGCCACUGGACUCACUGCUACACAAGUCAGCAACUGGUUCAAGAACCGUCGUCAGCGGGACAGAGCUGCGACCAGCCGUCAGGGCAGAACCUCAGCAGGAGCGUUUCUGAGCUCAGAUGAAGAACUCUCACCGCCAGCGAGUCCCAGCACACUCUUCUCCUGCUCCCAGCAGCUCUCUGCCCACCCGCCCCCUCUACGCCACCUGGGACCAGCACACUACUGAAAUGAAUGCAGUGAAAUACAGGUCAAAAAACAACAUUUUGCAAUUUAAAGGUGUUGUGUUUUGUAUAUAAAUGGUCCCUUCUACCUGACAAGACAACAAAGUUGAAAUAUGCCUUAAGUCACAGCUGUGAGCCCUAGACUCUGUAAACAGCAUAAAAGAGAGUCAGGUGAAUAGAAGUCCCCUUUUUUGCCUUCUGUUGUAUUUUCUGACAUGAGGUCGGUUGACAGUCUGGUUAGCAAAAUAUCUAAAAUCGCUUACAGCACUUGUAACAAAGUCAAACAUCGGCUGACUUGUAAAGUUUGUAGUGCAAACUAACAUUUGUGCUUAACUGCAUACUGUAGUUCAGGAAAGUUUGUGGAACUAGCAAUAGUUUGAAUUAAAAAUGCUAAAGCAUCUUCCAUUUUUCACAAUGUGUGACAACUCAUAACGCUGCAUCUUCUUCCAUCGCUGUAAGUGAAUAACAUAUCUCUUUGUAAAAUGUCUUUUUUUAAAGUCUGCACGAAAUAAAAAAUCACCCUAUCUAUUUUCGAAAUGCAUGUUAUUGAUUUUAUUGUGAAUAAUUAAUUAAUCUGUUUCAUCUUUUUUUUAAAUUAACCUCAUCAUUUUCAGUCAAACUCAA
Messenger RNA from Labeo rohita (rohu), 1749 nucleotides. RefSeq names its product SIX homeobox 9 (gene six9). Gene Ontology annotation, cellular component: nucleus; transcription regulator complex. Gene Ontology annotation, biological process: regulation of transcription by RNA polymerase II. The coding region runs from base 423 to 1130 and encodes 235 amino acids. The transcript is spliced from 4 exons. The record is from RefSeq and is a predicted model, not a curated record. Gene Ontology annotation, molecular function: DNA-binding transcription factor activity, RNA polymerase II-specific; RNA polymerase II cis-regulatory region sequence-specific DNA binding. Lineage: Eukaryota; Metazoa; Chordata; Actinopteri; Cypriniformes; Cyprinidae.